AUGGCCUCGGACGCUGCGUUGCCAUAUUUGCAAGCUAUCGUCUUUCUGAUUACAGUGGCUAUUCUUGCAUUUUCCCUAUCAUUGCGUCGUCGAAAGCGCAAUCUCCCACCAGGGCCGGCAGGAUGGCCUCUGAUUGGAUGUCUUUUGCAAUGUGGCUCGCAAGUUCCGUUGAAGUUUCACGAAUGGUCGAGAAAAUAUGGCAACGUAAUGAGCCUGCAACUCGGAUCGCAGUUGGUAAUCGUGCUCAGCAGCUAUGACGUCAUCAAGGAAGCAUUCGUGAAGAAUUCGAAUAUAUUUUCUAGCAGGCCGAAGUCUUAUGCAGUCGCACGCGUUACUAAAGAAAAGGGUAUUAACACACCGUGGGUAAAAUGGAAACACACUCACAAAUUUAUCAGCAAGACCUUUCGGGAAUUCGGCUUAGGAAAACAAAUAAUGGCGGAACGAGUCAGAACAGAAGGGGAUAUUUUAGUCGAGUAUAUCGACAGCAGAAGCAACACACCAAUAAACCUCAAACACGUGUUUGCAAACGCAGUAUCCAACAUCACCUGUUCGAUGCUAUUUGGGAAACGAUUCGAUUAUGAAGACCCUGAUUUCAAACUUUUGCUGCAAAUGUCCAACCAGAAUGUCGUGACGAUGAUGCAAGCGAGUGUUCUCACGUUCUUCCCAUUUCUGUGGUACCUGCCGACCCAAGUUAAACGAAACUUUAUUACUGCUCAAUCGGAACUGGUUUCGUAUAUGAAACAGAAAAUUAUCGAACGUCGCGAACAAUUCACAGGAGAAGAACCGGAAAAUAUUAUCGAUGCAUUUUUUCUCGAAGAUAAGGAGGCUGAAUGGGAUGAUGAUAAGAUAAUAGAAUUAGUACACACGGUAAAAGGGAUCUUCAUUGCCGGGACAGACAGCACUGCCGCUACCCUACUGUGGGCCAUCCUCUACCUCGUCCUCCACCAAGAGAUUCAAGAUCGAUGCUACUCUGAGAUCGUCAAGGCCAUUGGUUAUGAGAGGCAUCCUGAGAUAGCCGAUAGAGCAAGUCUUCCUUACGUGGAUGCUACGUGUUUGGAGGUAUUUCGCUGUUCUACAGUGGGACCGCUGGGUUUUCCUCGUUCCGCGAGCGAGGAUGCGAAUCUGUGUGGGUACCACAUCCCUAAAGACGCCAUCGUCAUGGCCAGCGUCUGGUCCGUGCACAUGGAUGAAAACCGUUGGUACAACCCACGCGAAUUCAAUCCCGGACGUUUUCUCGACGACGACGGUAAUGUCAUUAACAGGAAAUCUAUUAUACCAUUCGGGCUAGGUCCGCGUGAUUGCAGUGGUUCUGACCUCGCUCGCAUGCAGAUAUUUGUAUUCAUAACACGAUUAUUGCAACGAUUCAGAUUCAUUCUACCGCCAGACUCUCCCGUGCCCUCAAUGGACGGCACGUUUGGUAUGGCGCACUUGCCGGAUCAGUAUGAAGUGUUGGCGCUUCCGCGUCACUGA
Molecule: messenger RNA, 1470 nt
Organism: Saccoglossus kowalevskii
Lineage: Eukaryota; Metazoa; Hemichordata; Enteropneusta; Harrimaniidae
Product: cytochrome P450 2U1-like
Biological process (GO): xenobiotic metabolic process
Cellular component (GO): cytoplasm; intracellular membrane-bounded organelle
Molecular function (GO): oxidoreductase activity, acting on paired donors, with incorporation or reduction of molecular oxygen, reduced flavin or flavoprotein as one donor, and incorporation of one atom of oxygen; iron ion binding; steroid hydroxylase activity
Source: RefSeq, a predicted model, not a curated record